This is a messenger RNA of Sphenostylis stenocarpa, 825 nucleotides long. Lineage: Eukaryota; Viridiplantae; Streptophyta; Magnoliopsida; Fabales; Fabaceae. The record is from the annotation of a GenBank genome assembly.
AUGGCCAAGUGUCUGGCACUCUCACUGAUCAUAUCAGGCCUUUUCAUUGGCUUGGUAAGUCCAGAAUGGAACUUACUGAAUCCAAGAUGGGGAAAAAGGGUUGAGGAAGUGAGUCCAGAAUGGAACAUAUUGAACCAAAGAUUGGAGGAGAAUGUGGUUGGAGACAACUUGAAGAGCUACUGUGAAAGUUGGAGGAUAAAUGUUGAACUAAACAACAUUAGGGGGUUCAGUGUUGUGCCUCAAGAAUGUGUGGAGCACGUGAAGAAGUACAUGACUUCUUCUCAGUACAAAGCUGACUCUGUGAGGGCGGUGGAGGAGAUUAGGCUCUACCUCAGUGGGUGCUGCACUUUGAAAGGUGAUGGCAAAUAUUCCUGGAUUUUUGAUAUUGAUGAGACCCUUUUGUCCACAAUUCCUUAUUAUAAGAAGCAUGGUUUUGGGGGAGAAAAGUUGAAUGCAACAUCUUUAGAAGCAUGGAUGAAGGAAAGCAAGGCACCAGCUCUUGAUCACACACUGGAGCUCUUCCAUGAAAUAAAGAACAAAGGGUUCAAAAUCUUCCUGGUUUCUUCAAGAAAGGAAAUACUUAGAUCUGCCACAGUAGACAACCUAGUCAAUGUUGGGUACCAUGGUUGGACCAGUCUUAAAUUGAGGGGUUUUGAUGAUGAAUUGGUUGAAGUAAAAAAAUACCAUUCAAAGGUGAGACAAGAAUUGGUUGAUGAAGGUCAUCGCAUUUGGGGCAUCGUGGGAGAUCAAUGGAGCACUUUUGAUGGACUUCCAAUGCCAAACAGAACUUUCAAACUACCCAAUUCCAUUUACUACAAACCAUAA